Microsporum canis CBS 113480 is the source of this 1338-nucleotide messenger RNA. RefSeq names its product salicylate hydroxylase. The record is from RefSeq and is a predicted model, not a curated record. The transcript has 2 exons. Gene Ontology annotation, molecular function: FAD binding; monooxygenase activity. NCBI's taxonomy places the organism in Eukaryota, Fungi, Ascomycota, Eurotiomycetes, Onygenales, Arthrodermataceae. Bases 1 to 1338 code for a protein of 445 amino acids.
AUGGCACCACCGCGCAAUAUCCUCGUCCUGGGCGGCGGCAUAGCUGGCAUCGCUGCCGCGCUGGCUCUGUCGAAGGAGCUCUCGCCGAAAGUGCCUGGCCUCAGGAUCACCAUCUUCGAGCUUCACCACGUCCCGUCGACGUCUGGAGGGGCGAUCAACCUCAACCCGGCGGCGCAGAGACACCUGAACCAUCUGGGGGUGCUGAAGGAGCUCGACCGGAUGGGGGCCGACGGCGGAGUGGAAGUGAAGGAGGUCGAGCUGUUCUCGAUCCACUCAGGCCGGCGGCUCGGCCGCGUCGACUUCUCAGGCAAGGAUGGCAGAGGGUACGGAGGAUACAAGGCGCGGCGGGUGAUGCGGAUAUCUCUUCACCUGGCCCUGCUGGCGGCCGCAGAGAAGGCCAGCAACAUCGACGUCCAGUUCGGGAAGAAGGUCAUCGACGGCAUCGAGUCCGGCCAGACGGUGACCAUCUUCUUCGAGGACGGCUCGCACGCCGUGGGCGACCUGGCCCUGGGCUGCGACGGCGUGCACUCGCCGACGAGGAUGAGGCUGGUCGACCCGUCGACGCUGUCCGAGUACACCGGCGUCUGUUUCAUCCAGACGACCAUCAAGACCAGCCAGAUCGCGGCGCCCGUCCACUUCGAGACGACGGCGAUGAACCGCGCCCGUCACGGCGGCCUGCUCACCACCUACUACCACAGCACCAAGGAGGACAUCUUCGUCGCCGCGCUGGCCGAGGUCGACGCCGCCGAGAUCUCGAGCGAGUCCUCCAGCCCGCGGUACCGCAGCUCGACGACGAGACACCGGCGGACGACCUCUGAGCGGCUGCGGGACGAGGUCUGCGGACGCUUCGGCGACUGUGCGAUUCCCUGCGUCCGCGAGAUCAUCGAGAAGUCUACCAACUGGGCGCUGUAUCCGGUCUACCAGCUGCCGCCGGACAGGAAGUGGUACACGGAGCGGACUCUACUGUUAGGAGACGCUGCUCAUGCGAUGCCUCCGAGAGACGAGUCCGCAGCAUACGCGUUGGACGAUGCCAUCCUCUUCUCCCGCGUCCUGUCACUCUACAUCUACCAGCCGAUCAGGGAGGCCUUUGGCGUCUACGAAUCCAUGCGGCGGAGCUCCGUCACCAAGGCAUACAACUCGUCCAAUGUGACGUGGGCGGCCAACAAGGGCUCCGGUCGAUGGACCAACCGGCUCGAGGAGUGCCUCACUCCGUGGCAGCUCUACAAGGACAGAAAGGCGAGGAUAGGGGCGUGGGAGUUCGAUGCCAGCACGCUGCAUAUCCCGCCGCCUCCACGACCGCCAUGCCAGCCGAGCCUCUGUUCUCUCGGCCACAGAUGA